CCGCCGAGCGCGGUCCCGGGGCGGCGGCAAUGGACGAGCGGCUGCUCCGCGCCCUGGGGGGGCUCAGCCUGGGGCCGCAGCGGGGCCGCGGGAGGCUGGUGCUGCUGCGGGGGCUGCCGGGCGCUGGGAAGAGCACCCUGGCCAGACAACUGAAACGUGACUAUCCCAGUGCUGUAGUUCUUAGUACUGACGACUUCUUCAUUGAAAAUGGUGUAUACGUGUUUGAACCUGACUUCCUAGAGGAUGCACACAAGUGGAACCAAAAAAGAGCACGCAAAGCAAUGAAGAAUGGGAAAAGCCCGGUUAUUAUUGACAACACCAACAUCCAUGCUUGGGAAAUGAAGCCGUAUGUGCUAAUGGCACGUGAAAAUAGAUAUGAAGUUACAUUCCAAGAACCAGAUACACCCUGGAAGUUCAAUGUUCGAGAACUGACAAGAAGAAAUAUUCAUCAUGUCCCUCGGGAAAAGAUACAACGGAUGAAAGAACAAUACGAGCACAAUGUUACCUUCCACAGCGUUCUUCAGUCUGAAAAACCAAGCAGAGAUGAGGGAAACUACAGUGGACCAAAUGCAGUUUAUGGCAUGGAUACCCAUUCCAAUCCCCUUUCAGACUUUUCAAGGAGAAGACCUCACAUGACACGUACAAACAACAUGACAUUUAACUGAAGAGGUGAUUCCUUGGUGUGUUUUAAUUAUCAGGGUAUAGAAGUCUCUAGUUUUAAAUUUUUUCCUAAACUGUAUUUUUCUACUACAUUUCUAAAUUACUUUUAUUUCUUACAAAUCUUUAAAUGGCAUUGGUCUGUACUCUCACAGCUCUACAUGACCAAUCUAAGAGUGCUGUCCCCAGUACAAAUUGUACUCCCUCUCAUCCCUCUUCCAGCAGGAAUACCCAUCCAAGCAUAUGGUGAAAUUUACUGGCUCUGCCACAGGCAUUUUGGAUUAUAUUUUUCUGCAUCACACUCUUGUCACUAACAUUCCUAAAUUAUUUCUCUCUUAAAGGCCACGGGACCAAUUCCUUAAUUCCAUCUCCAUGCAACUGGUAUUUCUUGCCCUUUUAAUACUUUAUAUCUGGCCGUAUAAACUUUUUGUAUCUACUACUAUCUUGCCUAGAGCAUUUUUGUAACUUUUAGAGAGUCAAGGUGAAUGGUGGCAAAGGUAGCUCUAACAUUUGAUGCUGUUCCCUGUCUCCACUGACUGGGUUCAUGCCGGUCUUACCUCACAGCCAAGGAGCUUCUCCAGCCUGAAAGCAAAACACAAACACACCAGCCUGAGCCCUGCAUCUUGCCAAGACAUAGAAGUUCAAUUGAUCCUGAGAUGGAGAGGCUCCUAAAAUGAAACAUUAGUGUCAGGCUUGUGCUUGUUAACUCUUUUAAGUAUCAGGCUAGCAGAAUAGGUCUGUACAGCUGAAGCCCAAGGCUAUCAAAUACACAAACUGACUCAUAAUGACUUAGUUCUUAAGAAAGGAGGAAAAAACCUGUUUUUGCCAAGGGGAGAAAACCUCUUCGGCCACUGACUGAUGGAUGAGUGGGGAAGGAACUAUCCUGCUGUGGUUUUAUCCAUACCGUUACGUUCUGAUGAUUAUGUCCUCAUCAAGAAGCCUUGUGAAACAUUUUUAAAACUCCACUUGUGAUGUCAAAUUUUUUAAGUAGGUGAGGAUUAUUAGGCAGUGCCUGUAGAACAGUGGUGAGGUAUUUUGCAGUAGGAAAUGAAGACAGCUCCCAUGGGACAUUAGGAAAUAUGGGUAUAACUGUGAUUCAUCUAGCAAUUUAGCAGAGAAGUCUGAGAAGUAUAAAGAAUCACGCUGUCUCUAUGCAAAAGUCAGGCUGUCUUCAGAACACAACAGAUGUACAAGAUAAAUUGAAUUUUCUACUCAAAAUGCAUUAAAGCUUUAAGCAUCAUCAUUACGAACAAUUCUGAACUGGGAAUGCAGGGAAUCUGGUUCUGUAGUAUUUCAUAGAAGUUUACAGAACUACAGUUCUGCAUCCUGCACUUGAGCCAAGUGAAGAGAACAGGAGCCCAUGAAGGGUUGCUGAGUGGGAGCUGGUG
This is a messenger RNA of Myiozetetes cayanensis, 2045 nucleotides long. It is a transcript of the gene N4BP2L1, whose product is annotated as NEDD4 binding protein 2 like 1. The coding region runs from base 30 to 665 and encodes 211 amino acids. The transcript is spliced from 5 exons. The record is from RefSeq and is a predicted model, not a curated record. Lineage: Eukaryota; Metazoa; Chordata; Aves; Passeriformes; Tyrannidae.